UGUUGUCAGCAAUCAUAUGUUCAUGUUUUUCUUUCAUUCGCCUGCUUUGUUUGCAUAAAAUAGAAAACUUGAAAAUGGAGAAACUGGAAGCUCUUAAAAUCUCAUCAAUGAGGCCCCGCAGUAAUAUACUCGACCGACCACUGUCCAAGGGCAAAACCGAGGUGUCUCAGAGUAUCGUGGCGCUGCUCUUUAGUGAAAUUGUCCAGUACUCCCAAAGUCGGGUGUUUACAGUGCCAGAAUUGCAAACUAGGCUACACGAUCUUGGUCAGGAUGUUGGCACUCGCAUAAUAGACCUGUAUUUUGUGAGAGAGCGCAGCUCCAAGCGGGAGACUAAGCUCACCCAGAUGCUUCUCUUCGUCAAGACCACUGUGUGGAAAAAUCUAUUUGGCAAAGAGGCAGAGAAGCUGGAGCAUGCUAACGACGAUGAGCGUACUUACUACAUAAUAGAGAAAGAUCCUUUGGUCAAUACUUUCAUAAGUGUGCCAAAGGACAAGGGCUCUCUUAACUGCGCCAAUUUUACAGCUGGAAUUGUAGAAGCGGUCCUCACAAAUUGCGGAUUUCCUUGUAAAGUCACCGCCCAUUGGCAUAAAGGCACAACCUAUAUGGUCAAGUUCGAGGACUUUGUCAUAGCCCGGGACAAGCAGAUGGAGGAGAAAUAGUUUAAGCAGUCUUACAAUUAAAAUUUACAAUAGUUAACAAUA
Drosophila ananassae is the source of this 701-nucleotide messenger RNA. It is a transcript of the gene Trs31, whose product is annotated as trafficking protein particle complex subunit 5. Gene Ontology annotation, cellular component: TRAPPII protein complex; TRAPPIII protein complex; TRAPPI protein complex. The transcript is spliced from 3 exons. Lineage: Eukaryota; Metazoa; Arthropoda; Insecta; Diptera; Drosophilidae. The record is from RefSeq and is a predicted model, not a curated record. Bases 75 to 659 code for a protein of 194 amino acids. Gene Ontology annotation, biological process: endoplasmic reticulum to Golgi vesicle-mediated transport.